GGACUACGCUCAAAGCAGGAUCGUCGCUUGUCGAUGAACCUCGGAGGUUUGGCAGCUCUCGGUUACUCCGCAUUCUGUGCGUUGGAGUAAGAGGCUUUGCAUACAUACGAUCCUCUACGUCCUCCAAAGGGUGCAAACGCGUAAACAGUCUCCUAUCCAUCGUCAGAGUUUUGCCUGUCGUCCACCACCAUGUCCGCGUCAAAGCGUGUCGAUCAGAUCGCCGGCCACCUCAACUACCCCAAGGGCAUGUUGGCUGGCCAGGUCGCGAUUAUUACAGGCUCUGGGCAGGGAAUUGGCGCUGAAUGCGCAAGGCUGUUUGCGAACGAGGGAGCAAAGCAUACAGAGAAGGCUGAGGGCGUAGUCUCGUCCAUCCAAUCCAGCGGCGGCCAAGCCAUCGCGGUCACCGGCGACGUGCUCGACGACGCCUACAUCAAAACACUGAUCCAGAAAGCGGCCGACUUUGGCAACGGCAAGAUCCACAUCAUCGUCAACAACGCGGGCUACACAUGGGACGGCGUGAUCCACAAGAUGACGGACAAGCAAUGGCACACCAUCGUGGACCUGCACGCGACGGCGCCUUUCAAGAUUGUGCGCGCUGCGGCCCCGUACUUCCGCGUCAAGGACGGCGAGCCCAGGAACAUCAUCAACAUCUCGAGUACCAGCGGGCUGCACGGGAAUGCGGGGCAGAUCAACUAUGCGCUUGCGAAAGCGGGCGUAACGGGUGUGACGAAGACGAUUGCGAAGGAAUGGGGCCCCAACUUCGGCGUGCGCGCCAACACCGUCGCGUUCGGUCACAUUGCGACGCGCCUGACAGCAGCCAAGGAGGCCGGUGCAUUUGUGCAGCUGCCCGACGGCGAGAAGGUCGCGCUGGGCAUUCCGCAGAAGCAGAAGGAGGCGGCGGGCGGACAGGAGCACGCCGACAUUCCGCUGAGGAGGCCGGGCACGGCGACCGAGGCGGCGAGCGCGGUGCUGGCGGUUGCGAGUCCGCUGUUCAGCUACGUGAACGGAGAGACGAUCAAGGUGACUGGCGGACGGGCGAUGUAGGUGAGAUUGUAGUGAUUCAGAGAGUAGCGAUGCGCGAAGGGGAGGGCGUAGGGGAGGGCGUAGGGGAGGGCGUAGGGGAGGGUGCAGUGAUGCGCGCAGGUGAGAGUGUAGUGGUGCGAAAUGUGAGGCAUUGCGUUUCAGCUUGCGUGCAAUUAGCAGCGUGUUGGUCGUGCUGAAACCAGCGUGGUCGAAGUGUCGUUCAGAGAGCGUCGAGC
Messenger RNA from Macroventuria anomochaeta, 1259 nucleotides. RefSeq names its product NAD(P)-binding protein. The transcript is spliced from 3 exons. Lineage: Eukaryota; Fungi; Ascomycota; Dothideomycetes; Pleosporales; Didymellaceae. The record is from RefSeq and is a predicted model, not a curated record. Bases 190 to 1044 code for a protein of 284 amino acids.